CCUUUUGACCCUCAUCCGCGGGAAAAAUGAAAUAGAAUCGGAGCCUAUUGUCAUCAGAUUUAUUAUAUUUACUUCCAAGUCAGCAACAUUAUGUUCAUUACAGACAUUAAAACACAAUUCUAUGACGUUAUUCUACAUCAUAGAGUAUUGGUCCUAGUCGCUAAUGAUGUAGAUGCUUUGUGUGCUUGUAAGAUCCUGCAGACAUUGCUCCAAUGGGAUCAUGUACAAUACACCUUGGUGCCUGUAUCAGGAAAAGACGAUGUAGAACGAGCUUAUCUGGAACACUCAGAGCAGCUCAAGUAUGUGGUGCUAAUAAAUUGUGGUGGAACUGUCAAUCUUCUGGAAUCAUUACAACCUGAUGAUGAUAUAGUCUUCUUUAUAUGUGAUAGUCACCGACCACUGCAUCUUUGGAAUAUCUACAAUGAGACCCAGAUCAAGUUUUUGAUGAGCUCAGAAGAUGAUUUUGAUAUUCCAUCAUAUGAAGAAGUCUUCAGAGAUGACGAGUCUGACAGCGAUGACUCUGGGGCAGAAAGUGAUUCAUCAGAACCAACAGGCAAGAGACGGAGGUUUGAUGAGGAUGCAUUGGAAAGGAGAAUGAACAGGCGUCAAGAGAGGAGGAACUGGGAAGAUAAAAGGAGCAAGAUUCUCUUUGAUUAUGAGGAGUUUUCAUAUUAUGGCUCUUCAGCUGCUGUAGUAAUGUAUAAUUUAGCAUGGAAGAAGUCAAAGGAUACAAAUGACUUGCUUUGGUGGGCAAUUGUAGGACUGACAGAUCAACUCAUUCACAAGAAGAUUGACAGAGAGAAGUACGUAUCUGAUGUGACAGAAUUGAAUCGUCAUGUUGCACGUCACAACCAUAGAGCUGAAGAUGAAGAAAACACUGUCUCAGUCAACACAAUGAAGAUAUCAUUCAUGCCAGAUCUGCAACUAGUCCUGUACAGACAUUGGUCUAUCCUGGAGAGUUUGAAGCAUUCAUCAUAUACAGCCUGCAAUCUCAAGUUAUGGACAUUGAAAGGUCAGAAGAAGUUAAAUGAGUUCUUAGCUGACAUGGGUUUACCUCUGGCUCAAUGUCAGCAGAAGUUCACAGCCAUGGACAUCACAUAUAAGAACACCAUCAGAGAGCUCCUAGAAAGCUCUGCAAGGAAGUUUGGAUUGGAGAACAUUACUUUACCAUCAUUCUUAGCUCAGUAUGGAUUCAAGAAUAAGUUCUGUGCCUUUGAUAUUGCCUAUGCAGUAGAAGCUGUCUUGGAAGCAGUGGAUAAAGACAAGUCACCAGAAAAGAGGUUUUUGGAAGCACUAGAUUGUCUAUCAAGGUCUUAUAUCAAGAACCUCCACCUUGGACUUGAUGCAUCUAAACUCCAGCUCCAGGCAGUGGUCACUCAGGUCCAGAGUCUUCUGGACAUGGGUCAAGUGGUCAGUGCGGGACCUUUCCUAUAUGCUUUCUUGCCUGAGGGUACUCCAGAAACAAAGUUCUUUGCUCAUCCUAAUUGUCUCUCCAUGUUGGCGAGGUUUGCUCUUGAGGCAUAUGUAAAAAUGUCCAAGAGCAAGAAGGCCAAGAACCUUCCUUUGGUGAUGACAGCCCCUCUGAUGAAUGAAGGUGGAACCUGUCUAGUGAUUGGCAUUCCUCCUCUACCAGAACUUGAACAAUCAUCAAGAAAUUUCUUUGGUCGUGCUUUUGAACAAGCUGCAAAGAAGACAAACUCAAGGACACUCCACAAUCACUUUGAUUCUUCAAUCAUGGAACUCAAGAUAGGAGAUAGAAGCAAGUUCUUUGAUGCACUCAUAUCAUUACUAACAUAAGAUUACUGUCUGGUAAAAUUCAACCGUAUACAUUGUUAUGUGGCUACAUGGUGUUGAACAAGGCAAUUGUAUAUGUACAUUUGUACAUGAAUAAAUGUAAAAUACAAGCGGUAUGAGAAUUAUGAAAUACAAUGUAUGAAAGUUAAUUUUCUACCCUUUAAUAUGAUCUGUCAGUGAGUGAAAAAGUGCACAGAAUCAAACAUUUUUUUUAAGUGUGUACAUUAUUUCUUGCAGUUAUGUAAUUGCAUAAAACUAAUAAUUUUCAUGACUGCCUGUCAUAGCAAUGAAUAUACUUGACAAGACGGAUGAGUGAAAGAAAUAAGAACCUUUUCGUUGCAGUCCUGCUGUGACGUUUUUUGUUUUGUAAAAUUAUGGAAAUGCAAGCAUUACAUACUACAUAUACUGCUAUCCUAUUCCUGCAUAUAUUUACUUGAUGGAGGACAAGGUAUUAUGUAUGAAAACAACCUAAUGGAAUUGUGAUUUUAUGAUUGAAAUGAAAAACUGCAAGCCUCAUUUGCUUUUUGUACUCUACUCAAAUUUUGUAUCCCCUCUCAUGCCUGAAAUGUUCAUUAUAUAAGUUGCGUCAUAUGAAAGUGGAGGAUCUGAGCUUUACAAUGUAUGUAAUUCAUGAAAUGUAAUUGUGACUUAUGAUAUAGCAAUGACAAUUUGAAGUUUUGUUUUUCAUGGGACACACUGUAUAAUGAAAAAAAAAUUGAAUACUAAUCUUUAAAGGAGUGAAAACAAAUUGUGUUGGAAUCGAUGCAUUCUUAAUUGACAAUAAGUAAUUUAUAAUGAUAAACAACACAUGCACUUUUCAUUUAAUCUGUUCCACCAUGCCAACCUUAAAAAGUCAUAAUAUACAUGGAGUUGCAUCUAGCUAUACUGUAGAUGUUAGAAGAAACAAAGACCUAAUGAAUUAAUAAAUUAUCCACCAGAACUCGGGGUGUUGUUUAUAAAUACUAAUAAUAACAAUGUUCUUUUCCUACAUUCUGCAGUAGAAUAUAUCACAUUACUUGAAUAGAUUCCCUUGUUACUGCAUAACUACAACUUAGGUUGUAAUUCUACGUGGUAGCUUACUUUGUACAUUCUGUGUAAAUACAUUUUUUAUUCAUAUAUUUCCAUUUGUAGAUAUAUAUAUAGUUGUAUAAAAGAUUAAUAUUGUGUCACUUUGUUAAAUUGUAUUGUCAACAAUCGAUAUAUAUGUAUAAUUUGUGUUUUUAUGUAAUUUUUCUGUUCCAUAUAGUGGAGUGAAAAGAUGUAUGGUAAAGUACACUCUGAUAGCAGAACUAUAGGCCUACUGAAGAUUUAGGUCUUGCAUUCUUCAGAGUAAUCUGCAUGAAUUAACAAAUAUAAACCAAACAAUGUAUGUAGGAACUACAUGGAUCUGUAGAAAUGAUUUUGACAUGUUGGAUGUCCCAUUUACUCUUCUCAUAACUUUCCCAGUUUAUGCAUGCCCAUUGUUUGCAAAGAUAUGUUUUUUCCUGAGUAUCAAAAUGCCAUUAUUUGUCUUUAAUUAUUUGUAUUUUCUUGAAUAUGUGAUUCACUAAAAGAAAAUAUGAAAAUCUUAUUGAUCAUGAUUCCCCCCCAUAUUCAAGAUAUGGCAUUAUCUAUUAAUGGGGUGCACCCUUUAGGAAUGAGUGGUUUUAAAAAUCGAAAUUAUGAUGCCUUAUAGUGAUAUACGUGUACCAUAAGCAAUGAUAUAUAAUUUGAAGCUUUUUGCAAUUAUCUUCAUUCUUAUAAUUGUUCUUGAAAUCCUAAACAGGUCGUUCUUCAAACAAAAACAAACUUUUGAUCUUCAUCAUACAUAAUGGUGAUUACUUCCCUAUUCAAUCAAGUGAAGAUUAGCAUCGGCAUGCAUCCUAUAAGAUUAAAUAAUGCAACCAGUCCUAUGGUAUCGACUGUAAGCAUAAUGCAAACCAUGCAUUAAAGAGUCAAAAUUAAGAUUUAUAUAUUUUUAUGUUACAAGAUAUUGUUUUAUAAUGCUGUAAAAUCAUAUUUAUCUAUUUGUGUGGAAAUAAAACUUGUACAUUUAUGUGUCAAUAC
Messenger RNA from Lytechinus variegatus (green sea urchin), 3840 nucleotides. RefSeq names its product cell division control protein 45 homolog (gene cdc45). The transcript has 18 exons. Gene Ontology annotation, cellular component: DNA replication preinitiation complex. Gene Ontology annotation, biological process: mitotic DNA replication preinitiation complex assembly; double-strand break repair via break-induced replication; DNA replication initiation. Gene Ontology annotation, molecular function: chromatin binding; single-stranded DNA binding; DNA replication origin binding. NCBI's taxonomy places the organism in Eukaryota, Metazoa, Echinodermata, Echinoidea, Temnopleuroida, Toxopneustidae. The coding region runs from base 91 to 1797 and encodes 568 amino acids. The record is from RefSeq and is a predicted model, not a curated record.